CUGGUCUCAUCUUGACUCCAUCUUCUCCCCUGCGUUCCGCGUCGUUACUCCUCACCUCCGUACUGCCCUACACUGGCACGUGAAGUGGAAGCCUCACCAUCGCCUUUCUCGUGCUCGCUCUUCUCGCUCAGUCACCGCUAGAUUCCAUCACCCUGGUGGUUCCUGUCCAUUGAUCAUGUUCAAACCCACCCAGUUCCUCGACACUCGGCGGUGCGACAGUUCUGAAACCAUGGCAGAAUCAUGUUCUUCGUUCCGCCAGCCCCAGUCGCCCUUGACCACUACCUCUUCUACUCCCGUUUCACCCGCCGUGUCUCUUUUUUCCGCCAAAGGCCACACGCGUUUUUCCAGCUCCGUUUCGUCGUUGGUAUCGUUCCCAGGGCACGGUACCUCCAUGGAGAGUAAUUCGCGCAAUGCUUUGACGGGCGUAAAGGAAGAGCCAUGUGGGGAACGACCCCGAGAUCUCGAGGAGGAAUAUUUCCAGCACUUCGAUCAAGGACUGUCUGUGGUCGAAGACUCCUGCUUCGACUCAUUUGAUCCGGCUGACAGCUACGACCUGACAGAUGCCGGCCUGGACUCUAAUCAAUCGCCCAGGAACCGAUGCUCCGACAGCAUCUCAGGCAAGGGUCUUUCCCGUAUAGGCUCCCGGAUAUCCACCAUCUCCACGAGGUGGAAAUCCAAACGGGCCUCAGAUGGAAUUGAUGGGGCAGAUGCAUUCGCAACGCACCUGCGUUCCCGGACCAACUCAGCAUCGUCAGCCAUCGUUAGCCCCGUGACAGGCUCGUUUAGCCGCGUCAGCUCCAUUCAAGUGCCACCAUCCCCAGCCCGGACAAUUUUUGAGGAGGAACUCAGCGAGUCUGGCACACAGCCAAUUGAUAUUGUCCGCUCGAGCAGAUACAGUCAAGACGAUUCGGGUCCGCAGGCAACAACCCCAUUACUUCCACCUUUUAUGGGUGAUGAACCAUCCUACCCUGCCGCCUCUCGUGUUCACUCCCCGUUACAAUCACCUUCUGUGGCUGACAUGACUGACGAUGCCCUGAACAAUCCCACUGUGUUGGUCAGGCGAUUGGCAGGCUUGCCGUCACCGCCUCUAUCUUCAAAGCCGUCUGUUGCCUCUUUUAGCCGUCCGCGUGCCAGCACGGUACGGACAGUGUCGGGGGAUGCGCCCCCAUUCACUCUCUCAGAUCCUAACGAUGAAUGGGCGAACAAGUUGGGACACGCCAACUUCACUAUCCAGCCUGAGCCUUAUAUGCCCGAAGUGAUCGACGUUGAUUCCCUUCAGCAAUUGCGCACCAACUGGGAUCUUGCGCAAUGCAAUUUCGCUCGUCAUCUUGUGCGGACAGGGGAACACUAUGGUAUCACCUCAACAAUCUACAGGCUGACUGAGGAAAAAUGGGAGGCGAUCAAUCGCGAGUGGAAGAGUCAUCAUGGAGCAAUGCUUUCUCACCUAAGAGGUACAGAAGGAGUGCGACUCGACUUGGUGCGUUCGCACUGUGACCCUUGCCAUCCGGUAAAAUUACCGCGCUUGCAUGACGACAAGUUUCCCGAAUUAGGCGACGGCGAGAUCGUCGGACCUAUGAAGAUUGCCCCCGCUGUCAGCGGCUCAGGUCUUUGUCGAAGCCGCUCGCUCAAACGCAACUUUCUCAAAUUCUUCCAGGAUCUCGUGAUUCGGUCCUGAUCCUUCACUUAAUGACCACAAACUCUACUGCGGGAGGACUCGAUGUACAACAUCUUACGAAUGCUACGCCUCUUGAACGAUCCGCUCGAUUCAGCGCGUGAUGACUAAUGCAUAUAAUUUCUUUG
Messenger RNA from Aspergillus japonicus CBS 114.51, 1800 nucleotides. RefSeq lists its product as uncharacterized. The transcript is spliced from 2 exons. Lineage: Eukaryota; Fungi; Ascomycota; Eurotiomycetes; Eurotiales; Aspergillaceae. The coding region runs from base 176 to 1675 and encodes 499 amino acids. The record is from RefSeq and is a predicted model, not a curated record.